Messenger RNA from Lottia gigantea (owl limpet), 864 nucleotides. RefSeq lists its product as hypothetical. The record is from RefSeq and is a predicted model, not a curated record. Gene Ontology annotation, molecular function: protein binding. The annotation marks the transcript as partial. The transcript is spliced from 5 exons. Gene Ontology annotation, cellular component: preribosome, large subunit precursor. NCBI's taxonomy places the organism in Eukaryota, Metazoa, Mollusca, Gastropoda, Lottiidae.
UUUAUUUUCCAAUCAUAUUUUCCAGAUAGAACAGCCAAAACCUGGGAUUUGACAACUGGAAAGGAAUUAAUAUCAUUCUCAGGCCAUCCUAAUAAUGUUUUAAAAGUGAAAUAUUGUGAAAAAAAUAAAAUGACAUUCACUGUGUCUCAAUCCUAUGUGAAAGUAUGGGACAUUAGAGAUAAUUCCAGUAAAUGCAUCAAAACUUUAAGUUCAUCUGGAUUAAGUAGUAGUGGUACAGUAAAUAUAUCAACUACUAGACAAACAGACCUAGUUCCUGGUGAACAUCAUAUUAAUGAUAUAGCUCUCAGUGAGGAUGGAUUUAUGUUAUAUUGUGCUACUGGUAAUAUAGUGAGAGCUUGGGAUCUCAGACGAUAUAGUGCUGUUGGUAAAUUGAGUGGUCUGCAUACAGCAGCUGUAAUGGUGUUGGCUGUAAAGGCUCAAGAUACAUCUAGUUUAGUAGUAACAGGCUCGAAGGAUCACACCAUCAAGAUUUUUGAAGUAAUAGAUGAUGCAGCUGGAGUUUUAUCACCCAAAUAUGGCCUGGAACCACCACAUUAUGAUGGUAUCCAAUCAUUAGCUAUUACUGACCAAACAUUAUUCAGUGGCUCCAGAGAUUCCUGUAUCAAGAAAUGGAAUUUAGAAGAUCAACAAUUAAAACAGUCAAUGAAUCAAGCUCAUAAAGAUUGGGUGUGUGCCUUAGAUUUUGUUCCAAACAGUAACUAUUUGAUUAGCGGUUGUCGUGGUGGUUUUCUGAAGUUAUGGCAGACUGAUAAUUUUACUCCUGUAGGCGAAAUGAAGGCACAUAGUAGUCCAAUUAAUGCCAUAGCUACCAACAGUUCUUCAAUUUUUACUGCUUCCAAGUAA